CACAAUCACACCAACCCCCAGGACGUAUGGUAUUUCCUCAUUGGAAUCCCAGGACUGGAAGACUUGCAUACCUGGAUCUCCAUCCCUAUCUGCUCCAUGUACAUUGUAGCAGUCAUGGGCAACAUCUUCUUGAUCCUUCUGAUUGUCACUGAGCGCAGUCUCCAUGAGCCCAUGUAUCUCUUCCUCUCCAUGCUGGCCCUAGCAGACGUCCUACUCUCCACGGCCACAGCUCCCAAGAUGCUGGCCAUCUUCUGGUUCCAUUCUACAGAUAUAUCUUUCCGUAGCUGUGUGUCCCAGAUGUUCUUCAUCCAUUUCAUCUUCGUGGCAGAAUCUGCUAUUCUCCUGGCCAUGGCCUUUGACCGCUAUGUGGCCAUCUGUCACCCUCUGAAAUACACCAUGAUCCUUACCUCACCAGUCAUUGGUAAGAUUGGCAUUGCAGCUGUCCUCAGGAGCUUUUUCAUCUGUUGUCCAUUCAUCUUCCUGGUGUAUCGACUCUUAUAUUGUGGGAAAAACAUCAUCCCCCAUUCCUACUGUGAGCACAUGGGCAUUGCCAGGUUGGCUUGUGACAAUAUCAAUGUCAACGUUAUUUACGGACUCACUGUGGCUCUGCUCUCCACGGGGCUGGAUAUAAUAUUCAUCAUUAUGUCCUACACAGCGAUCCUUUAUACUGUUUUUCAGAUACCUUCCUGGGCUGCCAGAUAUAAGGCCCUUAACACAUGUGGUUCCCAUAUCUGUGUCAUCCUUUUGUUCUAUACACCAGCAUUCUUCUCCUUCUUUGCCCAUCGCUUCGGAGGCAAAACCAUUCCUCGCCACAUCCACAUCCUAGUGGCGAACCUCUAUGUGGUGGUGCCCCCUAUGCUCAACCCCAUCAUUUAUGGAGUGAAGACCAAACAAAUUCAAGAUCGGGCGAUUUAUGUUUUCUCCUCUAUGAGUACAUGUUGUUAA
Molecule: messenger RNA, 945 nt
Organism: Dipodomys spectabilis (banner-tailed kangaroo rat)
Lineage: Eukaryota; Metazoa; Chordata; Mammalia; Rodentia; Heteromyidae
Product: olfactory receptor 52Z1-like
Exons: 1
Coding region: 97-945 (282 amino acids)
Biological process (GO): G protein-coupled receptor signaling pathway
Cellular component (GO): membrane
Molecular function (GO): G protein-coupled receptor activity; olfactory receptor activity
Source: RefSeq, a predicted model, not a curated record